AGACGUACGCUGUCAGGGAGUGUUUACUUUGCCUCCACUUCUGUUCCUCUCCGCCCUGGUGCUGCUCCGGGUCACAUACUCGUCCUGAGCCAGCUUCAGCCUCUCCGCGCAGAAGUCUCCCGGAGCCAACUUCUGUGAGUCGAGUACUCUUAUGUGAAGUCUACCAAGCUCGUGUUCAAGGGAACCAAGGCGAAGCGGUGAGAUGGAAAGAAAGUAUCAAGGAGUGAGCUGAAGCCACUGCCCUUGAGAACCCUCUCGAGGAGUCUGGGCUCAUGAAGAUGCCAGAAUAAGUGGCAGUACGAAGGAAAAGAGCAAAGAUAAGAAGAGAAAAAGAGAAGAAGAUGAAGAAACCCAGCUUGAUAUGUUGGAAUCUGGUGGACAGUAACAAACUUUGGUGAAAUUUCAGGAACCAUAGCCAUUGAAAUGGAUGAGGGAACCUAUAUACAUGCACUCGACAAUGGACUUUUUACCCUGGGAGCUCCACACAAAGAAGUUGAUGAGGGCCCUAGUCCUCCAGAGCAGUUUACAGCUGUCAAAUUAUCUGAUUCCAGAAUCACCCUGAAAUCUGGCUAUGGAAAAUAUCUUGGUAUAAAUUCAGGUGAACUUGUUGUUGGGCGUUCAGAUGCAAUUGGACCAAGAGAACAAUGGGAACCAGUCCUUAAAAAUGGGAAAAUGGCUUUGUCGGCCUCAACUAGCUGCUUUAUUAGAUGCAGUGAAGCAGGGGACAUAGAAGUAAAAAGUAAAACAGCAGGAGAAGAAGAAAUGAUCAAGAUUAGAUCCUGUGCUGAAAGAGAAACCAAGAAAAAAGAUGACAUUCCAGAAGAAGACAAAGGAAAUAUAAAACUAUGUGAAAUCAAUUACGUAAAGAAAUUUCAGAGCUUCCGAGACCACAAACUUAAAAUAAGUAAAGAAAACAGUAAAAUUCUUAAAAAGGCUCAGAAAGAUGGAUUUUUGCAUGAAACGCUUCUGGACAGGUAGCUAUUUACUUAUUUUCACUAUUUUCAGUAGCCAAUACAAAUGGCAUGUAGAAAACAUAUAUUCUCUUAAAUUACUGUAGUUUUCACAUUUUUGUCUUUAUUUAUAAUUUAUGAGUGUGGCAAUAUUACCUAGAGAGGAUAUCAUGAGUUUGGGAAAAGACUGUCAAGAAAGAAUAUCUAAAAAUUAUAACCGAUUCUAAGUAUAUACUUUAAGAAAUUCAGGUUUGACUGUAUCUACUUCAUAAAUUUAUCAUUAUCUUUUUAUAACUAUUAGAACCAGAGUUAGAAAGAAGCAGUUUGACUAAUACAAAAAUUAUGUGGAUUCUGUUAGAGUAGUUCAGGUUCCUUAAAAUAAGCAUAGAUCAACUAAAAAACUAAGUAUAAAAGCUAAAUAAGUGAAAUUGAAGCAGUUUUAUUGUAAGAUUUGGAAGAGUGCAGGAUGUUUAUCAUAGCACAUUAUUAAUAUUUAUUACUCUUCCUAUGUAGAUAAGUGAUGUCCUAGAUUUACAACAUAGAAAAACAGGUAAAGACGUUUAGCUGUCAGUGUACAAGUAUAAAUCAAUUAAGUGCCAGAUUUUGAUAAUCACCAGCUGCUCAUUCAAGUCCUAUGUUGCAAAGUUACUCUUACCCUUUUUGUACAUUACUUGAUAAAGGCAAUGUUUAAUUACAUAUUUCCUGUUAACUAGCUGGUAGAGUUCAUACCUAAAGUCAGUAAAUAAUGUUAAGAAUUGUUUCCAGCUGAGCAAAUGAAUAUCUAGUUGUAAGAAAUCAAGAAGAGGAUAUAAAAUAUAAUCAGGAUAUGGACUCUAAAACGGAAUAAGCUCUAUGUCCUGUAACUUUUUUCAUGUGUAAUAAUACAGCAUUCUCACCCUGUUAAAUGGAAAUUUAAAGCACCCUUAAAUUCCAGAAUAAUUAAAAUUGCUAUUUGGAUUGAAAAGCCCUUAGGCAACAUUUAUUGAACAUUAGGAAAUAACUUUUAUAAGAUUAGAAUCCAUUUUUUAUGGAAACCAAAUUUAAAAGUAUACAUGUUUUAAUAUAAGUGUUGUGGUAAUACAAUAACCAAAACUGAACACACAGUUUUAAAGCUUUUUAUAUUUAGUAACAGUUGAAUAUAUAUGGCAUGUUUUACAUAGAUUAAUUUUACUAUUUUUCUUUAUUUAAACAAGAGAACCAAAUUGAAAGCCGACAGAUACUGCAGAUGACUGGGAUUUUUGUUUCUGUCUUAUCUUUUUGUGUUUUUUUUCUGAAUAAAAUAUUCAGAGGAAAUGCUUUUACAGA
Molecule: messenger RNA, 2255 nt
Organism: Gorilla gorilla gorilla (western lowland gorilla)
Lineage: Eukaryota; Metazoa; Chordata; Mammalia; Primates; Hominidae
Product: protein FRG1-like
Exons: 9
Coding region: 424-978 (184 amino acids)
Cellular component (GO): striated muscle dense body; nucleolus; catalytic step 2 spliceosome
Molecular function (GO): actin filament binding
Source: RefSeq, a predicted model, not a curated record